Knipowitschia caucasica is the source of this 480-nucleotide messenger RNA. NCBI's taxonomy places the organism in Eukaryota, Metazoa, Chordata, Actinopteri, Gobiiformes, Gobiidae. The record is from the annotation of a GenBank genome assembly.
AUGGGUUUGGGGGGGGGGUGUAGGGGAGGGAUUGGGAGGGGUUUGGAAGUGUUGUGGGGGUAUGGGUGGUGGGGUGGUGGGGGGGGGGGUGAAGAUGGGUGGGGGGGGGGGGGGUGGGGAUGGGUGUUGGGGGGGGGGGGGAGGUGGAUGGGUUAUGGGGGGUUUAUUGGGGUGUGGUGGAUUGGGGGGUGGGGGGUGGUUGGAUGUUAUAUGGUAUUUUUUAGUGUUGUGGGGGGGUUGUGGUAUGUUUUUUGGGGUUUGGUGGGGGUGUGUUGGGUUUGUGGUUUGUGUGUGGGGUGUUGUGUGUUUGUGGGUAUGUUGGUUGUGUAUGGUUGUUGUUUUGGUUGGGGGGGGGUGUUGUUGUGUGGGGGUGGGGGGGGGGGGGGAUGGGGGGUGGGGUAUGUGUUGGGGGGUUUGUUGAUUGGUGGGGGGGGUUUAAAUGGAAGUAGGGUGUGGGUGUGGGGGUUGGAUGGGUGUUGA